This is a messenger RNA of Sander lucioperca (pikeperch), 8466 nucleotides long. RefSeq names its product Rho GTPase activating protein 23a (gene arhgap23a). Lineage: Eukaryota; Metazoa; Chordata; Actinopteri; Perciformes; Percidae. Gene Ontology annotation, molecular function: protein binding. The record is from RefSeq and is a predicted model, not a curated record. The coding region runs from base 970 to 6438 and encodes 1822 amino acids. Gene Ontology annotation, biological process: signal transduction. The transcript is spliced from 24 exons.
UUGUGUUUGUGUCGCUCACACACACGUAGCACACGUGUGGCUGCCAGGCUUCCUCUGCAAAGAUCUACAGUGGAUUUAGUCUACAGAAGAUAUCUCUAUCUAGAGCCACCUUCGCCUCUAACGUCUGGCCUCAGUGAUGUCUUGUUUACUUGGCUCAAACUGCACAGUUCCAGUUUACUGUACAUUACAGUUGGUUGUUUGCUGAUGACUGUCAGACCGGUUCAUGUGGAGGGAAUGAGUGUAUGCUUAGGUACAGAUUGAGUGACAAAAACAAGGAAGAAAGAGAAAGCAAAACAGAAAAGGUGGGACAGAGUGAGGGAUGAAAUACUGUAGCUGAUGCUCGCUUAGAUAAAGAUACUUUGGGGUAGAGAUUACAGUUAGAUGAAGAGAUUUGUUUGGCACUAGAGAAAAAGAGGGAAAGAAAGAGGAGCGAGAGAGAAAGAGAGAGAGGGCAGUGGGAGGGAGGAGAGACCAAGGAUCCAGCCCUCUGGGACAGCAGUGCGUGUUUUGGGGGUGGACAGAGUGGCUUUGUAUGCAGAACAUCACCGGACACCAACGGGAGGGACGCUGUCAGUUGUUCUCUGUGUGUGUCUAUAGUGAAACCAGACCUACCUCUGAUCCCUGCGCCACACACACUCCUCCAUCUGCUGCCCCGGAGCCUGCCUUCUGCUCUCCCUGGACUCAACCCCUCUGAGAGUGUUACAAUGUGUGUGAGAGUCUUGGAGAGCCGUUUCCCGGCGGUCAGGAGGAUGUGAUGUGGAACUUGUGGGAUUAAAACUUUCUGGAAGCUCGGUAGUGACAGCGAUGGAUUGGAGCCAGGAGACGGGAAGUUCCGACUCUUGAUUGACUGGAGGAUCCCAGAGGAGGAUUUGCAAGCAUCACUAAAACCACUCUUUUGCUCGGUUGUAUCUUCUGUAUUUCUGCAUCUGGACAUUGUCCACAAGCUUGCAUAGAGUGUGUGAGCAGCCCAUGUGGGCGGUAAGGGAUGCGGAUCUGAGAAAACUCCACGCCCUGAUGCCCGUUGCUAUGCUCCCGUGCCCUGCUCCGGCCGGCUCUGACUGGAGCUUCCAGAACCCGGUGGGGGUGGACUGCAGCUCCCCUGAACCUCGCUGCAUCUGGCUGGCAGUGCUCCGCAGUGCCACAGGUUCAGUGCCGCCGCCUGCCAUGCCCAUUAGGCACAGCCAGAGCACUCACCAGCCCAGGGGUAAGGGGCGCAGGGAUGGUCUCCCCUCAACCGGUGACAACCCUCGGCCGCCGAUGGCGACCCGGCCGGGAAGGGAGGGGGGCGGCGUGUGCUGGAAGGGUCCCCGGACGCUGGUCCUCCAUAAGAACUCCCAGGGUUUCGGUUUCACGCUACGCCAUUUCAUUGUUUACCCUCCAGAGUCCGCCCUGCACACCAACCUCAAGGAUGAGGAGAAUGGUAACGGAAAGGGGUAUCAGAAAGGUCGACUGGAGCCGAUGGACACCAUAUUUGUGAAGAGUGUGAGAGAAAAAGGUCCGGCUCACCAGGCAGGCUUGUGCACAGGGGAUCGGCUUGUGAAAGUGAACGGAGAGAGUGUUCUAGGAAAGACGUAUUCGCAGGUGAUAGCCCUCAUUCAGAACAGUGAAAGUGUGCUUGAGCUCUGCAUUAUGCCAAAAGAUGAAGACGUGCUUCAGUUGGUAAGUGCAUACUCCCAGGAUGCCUACCUGACAGGCAACGAACCCUACUCAGGGGGAGCUGAGUACCUCCCACCACCACCUCCCCUCUGUUACCCGCACACCAAGGCCACACCCCCUGCUGGAGCCCCUCCAUCUGGUUCCAUGGGCCAGAACCAGCUGGAUAACUGGAGUCGUUGGCCAGGCUCUUCCAGCCCCUCUUCACCCCUGGACAACCGCUCCGCUGUGGGCAGCCCCGCCAGCUGGCAGGAAGGGCGGGCAGGAGAGCCAGGAGGUGUGGGUCACAGCAGCCCGGCCCACCGCACAGAGGAGAUCCAGUACGGUAUGACCAGCCAGCAGCCUCAGGGCCAGACCAGGGGACGUUCCUACUCGUCCUCUUCCUCAUCAGGGGGCCCUUUGUCUAGCCCGCUGCAAGUCCACUACCCUAACCACCACGCUGCCAGCUCCUCUCAGUCCCAGACACGCCAGUCCAGCUCAGCUUGGACCAGUCCCCCCCUGCCCCAGCUCAGCCAUGGCCGCACUGAACGCUGCCAGCAGGCGCUCUCUGACUGGUACUACAACCAGCUCCCGGAGCGCCCAGCACGCAACAUGCAGACCCGCCACCGCAGCUACUCGCAGGACCGGCUCAGUGAUUCAAGGAGGCAGCAGCAGCGGACAGGUGGCUGGCCGCACAGUGCCUCCCAGGACACUCUGCUGUUACAGCAGUCAGGACCAGGUCCCCAAGGAGAGCCCUACUGGUCCUAUGGAGACUGGGAGGGGGGCCCAGGUAGGGGGCACCCUGCCACUAACUAUACCCGGACACGCUCUGAAAACCUGCUGGCCCAGUACGAUCACCAUGGCCGCUCAUUAGAGAUGCUGGACCGAGCAGCAGCUGGAGUGGUCUCACCUCGUUUUGAGAGGCUGUCAUUGCUCCAGCAGGCUCCCCAUCCGCCCCCAAGGACUGAUGCCUACUCGAGGCAGGGGAGCCAUUAUGGUGCAGCACAAGCUCCUCCGAUGUCCCGACACACACAAUCACAUUCUAAACACCACUCCCAGCCUCAGACCCAGCAAUCAGCCCCCCAGAACAGGCGGCUUCCCCGUGGGCAGAGCAUGGAUGACCAGCCGGUGGGCUACCGCAGCUACAGCCCCUCUUUUAACCGCAAGACGGGCCGCAUCAUGCAGCAAGCCCACUCUUUCAGGGACCCUUCGUACUCUGGCCCUCACAUGAACUGGAACCCAAACACUAAAACCAGUCCGCCAGAGGGCACAACGGCACCCCUCACUGCCUCCACCACUCCUGAAUCCCAGGACAGAGCGUACAGGCCAACAAACCACGAGAGGGAACGAGGGUCAGUGGAGGGGCAGGCGAAGGUGGUGGCACAGACCCAGGAAGUGGUGCUGAGGCAGAAACCACCCACCGGGCGGAGGAACGCCCACGGUAUGCGUCACCCUCACUACGCGCUGCCCAUUGACGGGCUAGAACCCUCUUUGUUUUCUCCUGAUCCCCAGGACUCAGCUCCUGCCCCUGGUUCCACGGGAGAUGUAGCCCCACGCAAACCAAACGGCAACCUCGCCCCCCUCCCCAUAGAGGAUGACUCCCUGGCCUCCAUCCCCUUCAUAGAUGAGCCCACCAGCCCCGGCGCUGAUUUGCGCGCGCGCCACGUGCCGGCAUCAUCCGUGGUGUCCAGCGGCAUGAAUUCGGCGCCCGCCGUGGUUACCAGCGCCGUCUCCCCCACCUUCACCUUUCCCCUCACUAGGCUCUUCUCACACGACUGCAGCAGUAUUAAAUCCGGUCGCCGUUCCUCCUAUCUUCUAGCCAUCACCACCGAGCGCUCCAAGUCAUGCGACGAAGGACUCAACACGUUCAGAGAGGAAGGCCGAGUCUUCUCGAGGCUACCAAAGAGAGUGAAGAGUUUCUUCACAGACGGGUCUCUGGAAAACCUUGGGACAGCAGAGGAGGUUCGAUCUAAACGCCACUCCACCUCAGAGCUGGGAAACAUCACUUACAGCGACAUACGGCGAGAAGGAUGGCUGCACUAUAAACAGAUCCUUACAGAGAAGGGCAAGAAGGUGGGCAGCAGCAUGCGUCCGUGGAAGCGAGUCUUUUCUGUGCUUCGCUCCCAUUCGCUGUUCCUCUACAAGGACAAGAGGGAGGCGGUGCUCCGCGGGGCCACGAUCGGAUGUGCGGCAGAGGACGAGCAGCCAAUCAGCAUCCGGGGCUGCCUGGUGGACAUUGCGUACAGUGAGACCAAACGAAAGCACGCCCUGCGGCUAACCACCCAGGACUUCUGCGAGUACCUGCUGCAGGCAGAGGACCGGGAGGACAUGCUGGACUGGAUAAAGGUCAUCAGGGAGAACAGCAAGACGGACAGCGAGGAGCUGGGCUUCUCCAGACAGGCCCUCAUCAAUAAGAAGCUGAAUGAUUACAGGAAACAGAGUCCAACAGGCAGCAAGCCCGACUCCUCUCCCAGGAUGUCCCGCAUGAAGCCUCCCUUCAUGCUCGCCAAGACGGACAACGCUGCGGGGGUGCCACGCUCCCCCAAAUCAGAGGGCAAAGAUGAGAGCAGCCCUCCAAAGUCUCCGUGGGGAAUCAACAUCAUGAAGAAGACAAAGAAGGCCGGGCCUAAAGCUUUCGGUGUGAGGUUGGAGGAUUGUCAGCCAGGUGUAAAUAACAAGUUCAUCCCGUUGAUCGUGGAGAUCUGCUGCGGUCUGGUAGAGGACAUGGGUCUGGAGUACACGGGAAUCUACAGAGUCCCCGGGAACAACGCCAUGGUGUCGAUGCUUCAGGAUCAGCUCAACAAGGGCGUCGACAUCAACCCUGCAGAGGAGAAGUGGCAAGACCUCAAUGUUGUCAGCAGUUUACUCAAAUCCUUCUUCAGGAAACUUCCAGAGCCACUUUUCACCAACGACAAGUACAACGACUUCAUCGAUGCCAAUCGGAUGGAAAGUGCGUCAGACAGACUAAAAACCAUGAAGAAACUGAUCCGAGACCUCCCAGAUUAUUAUUACCACACUCUGAAGUUCCUGGUUGUUCACCUGAAGACUGUGGCCGACAGCGCAGAUAAAAACAAAAUGGAGCCCCGUAACCUGGCUCUGGUGUUUGGGCCAACUCUGGUUCGGACGUCAGAGGACAACAUGAAAGAUAUGGUCACACACAUGCCUGACCGCUACAAGAUAGUUGAGACCCUCAUCCAACAUUGCAACUGGUUUUUCACUGAAGGGCAAGACAAGGAUGAAAAGACGCCAGUGGACACGGAGGACGUGCAGCCCGCCCCCAACAUCGACCACCUGCUGUCCAACAUCGGCAGGACCGCUCUACUCGGGGAGGCGUCAGACUCAACCAACAGUGACUCAGCUAAAUCAAAGGGGUCGUGGGGAUCAAAGAGAGACCUCACACCCAAGGACUUCCUGACUUUGUCCAUCAUGUCAGCUGUUACGGGCCGCAAACGCAGGAAGCGCCAUAACGGCCGCCGGGUGGGCAGCAGCACCGACGACGACUCAGAGCACGAGCCAAUCAAAGCUGGACAUUUAGGGGCAGAGGAGGAAGAGGAGGCAGAGUCGCCUGUAGGAGACACUGCUCCUCGAGCAGAGGGAGAGGACGACGAUGAAGAAGAAGAAGAGGAGGAGGAAGACGAGGAAGUUGUAGAAAGUGGAGCGAAAGAGGAGGUAGAAGUGGAGGUGUUGGCGGUUAUUCCCAGUCGGCUGCGCUGUAAAGAGGAAGAGGAGGCAGGAGGAAGGCAGGCAGCCAUGUUGUUGCACGAGGAGGAGGCGCAGGCGGAGGUGAAGGGGCCGCCGUGGAGAGCUACAGAGGAUGCUCGCUCUAUUGUUUCUGGUUACUCCACCCUCUCCACGUUAGGGCGUAGCCUGGGGUCCGAGGGGAGGGGGGAUGAUGCUGAUGACGAGCACAGCGAGCUGGUGAGCGAGACGGACAAUGAGAGCGGCUUUGCCUCACGCUCCCUCACCCAGGAGAGACCUGAUAAACACCAGACAGUACCUGUGAACACACAACCGGCAGCGGCCCCGCGAAGUUUCCUCUACACACACUACAAACCCCCCGUUCUCUCACCCACAAACCUGCUCGCCCCGCCCACAGCGCUCACACCCACACCGGACUCUGCGGACAGGAGUGAAGGAGGGGCGCGGUCCACUACACCCUCGUCCUCCUCCUUCUCCUCGUCCUCUACCACUCACAGACUGCAUUCGCGGCCUUCCUUUAACUCGCACAAGCUGAUCCAGUGCGACACUCUGGCCAGGAAGAAGCUGAAGUCGGAGAAGGGCAAGGCUCGCUCCCUGGACCUAUUGGAGCUGUCUGGGGCCACAGCUGAGGCCGACGGUGCUGGUUCUGGGUCAGAUGGUGCACCCAGAGUGAAGAGGGACACUUCCAGAAAUAACCCCUCCUCAGCCAGCAGCCAGGAGAGCCUGCGCCUGGCCCGGACCAAGCCCUCCCUGCCACCCAGUGAGGCCGCCUCCUUCACCCCGACCGGCCCCGGUGGCAGGUCUCUGGCAGAGCAGGUCCGCGCUCGUCUGAUGGGCUCGGCUGACGACCUGCGCAUUGUAGGACUGCGAAAACCGCUGUCACCAGAAACACGGAGGAAGAGACGGGCCUGGCGCAGACACACCGUGGUGGCCUCUCCAACUGAGAUCUCUGAGAAGAGACCCCCACUGACUGUCAGUGAUUUCCCCCUGUCCUCUAACACUCAAAACCAGGUCAAAACACCAGGGCUGCCUCUGGAUGCAGACGGGCUCGACCAAGGACCGGCUACACGUCAAGCACCCACCUCCCGAUUCCACCAGUACCUGUGAGCCCUGCCAGCUGACCCCACACUUCACUCCAAGGAAAAGAGGCUCCUGUAGGGGGGCCCAUGCUGAGCCGCUGACUCCCUGCAGGUCAGUAGACCGGCAGCAGUGUAAACAGGGCCGUGGUUAGUUGCCAGGUGCAACACAGUGUACCUAUGAACAGGUCUUUGAGAGCAGCCCACCCUUUUCUUUUGGAUAAGCUCCAUUUGCAUGGCAAGGAGCAUUCCAUUGUUGCCAAAGCUUUUGUUUUUUUCUUUUCCUAUAUGUGUGCUUUUAUAGAAAUAAUACAGAAACAGGACAGAGACACAAACAGACCUCAUCACAAUCAAUGUCACAGCCAAGAAUUCUCAUUUGAGUAAUAACAGAGCAUCGUUCCCAUCUUCUCUACGUUCCUGCUCACAGACAACAUAAAGUAAAGGGUUUAAUCCCGUCAAGGGACCAGAGACGGAUGCUAAAAUGCAACGUCCCUCUGGUUCUUGAGAGAAUGGUGCUUCUUAAUAAAGUAGGGUUUAACGGUAACUAUUAAAAAAUUUCUCCGAACCUACUUCAGUGAGCCAGAAGAGACAGUCAGCCUCGCUAUUGGUCAGUUUAAAACCAUGUCAAGGGAUCUCCACUGAUUUUUCAUAUCAGUCUUCCUAAUCUGUUCCUCCUCAGACCACAGACACUGUAAUACUCUACAAUAGACACAGUAGGUUACAAACACACAGAAUACAUACGUCGUCUCUCUCUACUUGUUAAUAAUGUUUGUGUGUGUGUUUGCGCAACAAUAUUUGUGAUCAUGUCUGAGCGUGCAGGUGUUUGUGUUGAGCAAAUUUUGUAACAUUUGUACAAAGCCUUGUUAAGUUAACCUUGUAAAUAUAAAUAUUAUGUUAUCAUAUUUGUUUUUACUUUUUUAGUUCCUUUUUUAUGGUUUACAAAAGUGCGUACAAGUGCACAGUUAUUUCUUUCAAGAUGUUACUUGAAAUGUUUCCCUUAAUAUAUUCUUUUUUUGUUUUAUAUUCAAUAUAUAUAUUAUAUAUAUUUUGUAUUAAAGUAAAAAAAAAAGUACUUUUAUUGUGAUUUCACCUCUUGGGUGUACCUGUUCACAGGAGACAAGAUAAACAUGACUAAACCUGUUCCUUAUUUUCUCAUAGAUGGCCUUUCUCUCGGAUUCUUAGCACUGUGCAGAAAACCUUUAUCUCACAAGAUAUAAUCUUAUAAAUAAGUUUCUCUGGUGACUAUACUUCCAACAAUGUUGCAUCAACAUGUACACAAACCAUCUAGCAACUACAUGCGUCAAGAGAAGAAAUCUGGUAAUUAUUAUAUUGGGCAGUUUGCAGGCAGCUCAGCACCACACUGUGAUGGCUGACCUCAUUUGUUUUGUUAUUCAUGCCUGGGAUUACUGACAAUGCCUCCACAGAUCUGCUCAUAUUUAUUGUGCUCAAGACAAAGUAUGUUCCUUCUUGUAAAAGAGAAGCCUCACAGUGUUUAACAGACUUGUUAAAAUAUUGUGUAGCGUAUACAAACAGAUCUUUGUGUUUUCAUCAGAUUCCCUCCGAGGGUUCAUCUGUCUGUACGUUUAUUACCUUGGGGUUACAUGAGGAGUUUUCCAUAAGGUCAGGCUCUAAUAAAUCCUCCCUGACUGGGGAAAUGGUACAUCAGAGGAAACAAAUACAGAAUAAAUCUAUUGUUAUCAUCUCUCGUUUUGAUUUCCCUUCACAAAAGAACACAAACAGGAGGUGCAACUUCCAAAGUCAUGAGACUUGUUUUCAUCUGACCAAAUAACCCGGUGAAAAAUAAUAAUAAUAAUAAAUGAUAAGUUAUAUCAGUUAUAAGUUGUCUUACCUCAAGAUUUUUUUCUACAAGUGCCUGAUUUCUGGAAUGUGUGUUUGUUCUGCAGUGCCAUGAUCGGUUCUUAUCUUUCCGUUUCCUUUUGUUGUUUCUGGGUCUCCGCCCUCCUCUCCUGUGGUUGAUGGUAUAACUAAGGCACUGACCCAAAGAUGUGUACGUUUAAUACAAGCGGUCUAACUGAGAGGCUGUAAAAAAAAAAAAAAA